AUGUCCUGCUACGAGCAGUGCAAACAGCCCUGCCUGCCUCCUCCCACCUGCGUGAAGUGCCCACAGGGCGUGGAGCCCUGCAGCACGGUGUGCGUGGAUUCCUGCGGCAGCGUCUGUGUGAAGCCCUGCUCCACGCAGCGUGUGGAGGUCUGCUCCCCAAAGUGCGUGGACGUCUGCGCCGAGCCCUGCGCCACCCAGCGCACCACAAGCUGCUGCACCACCCAGUGCGUGGAGCCCUGCAGCACGUUGUGCGCGGAGCCCUGUGCCACGCAGUGCGUGGAGGUCUGCCCCCCCAAGUGCGUGGAUGUCUGCGUGAAGCCCUGCGCAACCCCGUGCUGUACCACCCAAUGCGUGGAGCCAUGCGUCACCCAGUGCUGCACCAAGUGCGUGGAGCCCUGCCCAGCCCAGUGCGUGGAGGCGUGUGCCACCAAGUGCGUGGAUAAGUGCGAGACAGUGUGCCUGGAGCCAUGUGCUACCACCUGCUCUCGUCCCUGCUGA
Struthio camelus australis is the source of this 498-nucleotide messenger RNA. RefSeq names its product proline-rich protein 9. The record is from RefSeq and is a predicted model, not a curated record. NCBI's taxonomy places the organism in Eukaryota, Metazoa, Chordata, Aves, Struthioniformes, Struthionidae.